UAAACUCAUAGCAUCUUUCAUUUUGUGAAGUACUGUGUUUCCUCUCUCUCUCUACUUUCUCUCUAUAGUGAUAUAUUGUAUGGCCGCCAACUCGGCUAGUCGGGGAAUUGUGAAGGUGGGCAAGCGAUUCUUUAACCAGGUCCGACUCGGAGUCACUCGCGAUCCAAUCCAAUCUCCUUCACUCACUCUCAGAAGGUCUGUUCAUGUCUCCGUGUAUGAUAAGAACCCAGAUGAUCAUGUCCGUCCAACAGUUGUUCCAGACCAUGUAAUCCAUUCUCAAUCUGACAAGUACUGGGCUCCACACCCACAAACCGGGGUGUUCGGCCCGACUGCUGAGCAUAACCUCGCCGCAGGCGGUGGCUUCCGCUCCUUGCCUGCAAACGGUGGCGAGGAUUCGGUGUUGGAGCAAAAGGCCUUCUUUCGAUCCCUCGAGGACUUGGAGAAGCCUCCCCAUCCUUGAAGCAGGAAUCAAGACGCUGUCCUCAUAUAUAUUAAUGGUGUGCCAUAUAUAUCUCUACAUAACGAGUGAAGUAGCUAGAAUAAAUACUGGUUAUAUGUUUAUAGUAUCGAUAGAAUGUUUGGUGGUUUUGAAGUUGUAUUGUUAUGUAAUUUGAUUAUGUUGGUAAUGGACAAAUGCCAUGUUUAUGUGAUGGUUUUCUAUCAAAUAAGCUGCUCAGAACUAAAAUGAAGUUU
Cornus florida is the source of this 693-nucleotide messenger RNA. RefSeq names its product late embryogenesis abundant protein At5g17165-like. Bases 80 to 460 code for a protein of 126 amino acids. The record is from RefSeq and is a predicted model, not a curated record. The transcript has 2 exons. Lineage: Eukaryota; Viridiplantae; Streptophyta; Magnoliopsida; Cornales; Cornaceae.